AUUUUCUUCACUCACUUCCUGCGUUUCCUUCAUUUCCCCAAAUUCUCCAUUUCAAUUUUCACCAACCCUUAUUUUAACCUUGAAUUCACCUCGCAUACCUCAACCCUCCUUCUCUAUCGCCGCUGCGUCGCUGUCGCAUCAAGAUGAUCUCUCCCUCCUCCUCCCUCUCCUCCGAUGAUCUCCACAAAGAAUCAGAGGAGCUUCAGACAUUGAUUCCUAAAGGCUUUGAAGUAAUUGGAGCGCUUGCUUACGGAGCCGGCGCCGACGCUCAAGCGGCAAUUCAUGCUGCUCGCAGACUGAGGAAGCUUCUAUACGGUGAAGAGGAAGAGGAUAAUCGACCGGUGAUCGGAGCAGUCACCGCCGGUUUCGGCGAGCUGAAAUUUUUCGUGUCGGAGAGUGAAAAAUCGAAUCACCUCGAAGAGGUUGAUUCAGUUGUUGAAGAAGAACAUUCGGAGAAAUGUGUGGGAGAAUGGUUGCUUGAUUCGUUGUGGGCUUCCGAUCAAGUUGCUAGUAUAUUAUCCUCUCAAGAAUACGAGUGCAAUCUAGGGAUUGGAAAUUGGAGUUUGUGAGCUAGUAGCAUUAAUUGAUAAUACUUUGACGAUGGAAGUUAUAGAGCAUAGGACUUAUGAGAUGCUAUCACAAGGGAGACAGAAAUGAAGCAAGGGAUAUACACAUUGGGAUUCCAAACAGUGGGGGUAAAUGCUAUU
Molecule: messenger RNA, 707 nt
Organism: Arachis stenosperma
Lineage: Eukaryota; Viridiplantae; Streptophyta; Magnoliopsida; Fabales; Fabaceae
Product: probable Ufm1-specific protease
Exons: 4
Coding region: 144-569 (141 amino acids)
Source: RefSeq, a predicted model, not a curated record